This is a messenger RNA of Brassicogethes aeneus, 2100 nucleotides long. NCBI's taxonomy places the organism in Eukaryota, Metazoa, Arthropoda, Insecta, Coleoptera, Nitidulidae. The record is from the annotation of a GenBank genome assembly.
AUGUUCUCUGCUCCAUUUUCAAAACUAAACGACUGCGGUUUUUGUGUCAACUGGACAGAGAGUUUCAACAGAUCCUUGGAAAAUUGCUCGUCAACCCAAGAACGUCUGUUGACUACUAUUCCGCUGAAUUCACUAUCAAGAAGUGAUAUGCUUAUCAGAUUUCCUUCUGUUACCGAAUAUAUGAUCAGAGAGGCAAAGAAAGUAGUGAAGGAGAAAGGAGUAUAUCACAAUCCAGAUCCUUACUGCGGUCAUCAUAUUGAUCAAACGUCGAUAAAUAUUGCUCAAGAAUACUACUUGAAUGAUGACUUGGACUGUUCUCGACAAAGUCCCAAUAAAAACGAUGUCAAAAAAAUCGUAGAAAAUGGGGUAGAAAUGAAAAAAGUGAAGAGUUUCAUGACAAGAAGUAUUAAAGAAACUUAUCAGAUAUUCAAAGAAAACAAUCCUGGUGUGAAAAUGGGAAUAUCUAAAUUUUACACUCUGCGUCCAAAAAAUAACAAGUGCGUUUUACAAGAAUGUGAGAAGUGUCCGGGCCCCGGCGUCAUCACAUUAGAACUUCUUGGAUUUUCUGAAGAUAUUGAUGAAAACGAUGACAUUACUUACGCUGCUUGGGAAGAUAAUAAUCUAAUUAAAAAAACAACAACGAUAAAAAACUAUUUAAAACAUCUGGUUGAAUGCGUUACAAAGACGAGUCCUCACUUGCGCUUCAAAGAAAUACAACAAAAAGCCAUUCGUAACGAGAAAGAAUCAUGUCAUCAUUGGAAAAAUGAUCAAGUAUCGAUUUUUACAGCGGUUUGUUAUUAUCACAAAGAUACCUUGAGCUAUGCAGUUGUUACUGAUGAUCGCAAUCACGACUCAGCACACGCUAUCAUAGCUAUCAACAUUAUUAUCGAUGAUAUUCAUCAGAAAUACCAAAAUGCUAUAACUAAAAACAUAACAAUUAUAUCCGAUGGAGCUCCAAGUCAUUUCAAGAAUCGGUAUCAAUUUUCCGAAUUCGGAAAAUCUCCAGGUUCGAGAAAAUGGAUAUUUUCAGUUUCUGGACAUGGCAAACGAGCUUGUGAUGGGGUCGGAGGACUUCUUAAACAUUUUGCGACCAACCACAAUCUGCGAAAAGGACCACUUGAAUGUAUUCAAGAUGCCAAAACGUUUGCCGGAAUAAUACAAGGUUAUACGCCUAAUGUAAAGAUCUGCUUACUGUAUGAUCAGAAAUUGAAAAAAUUUCGCAACAAAAAACAAAAAGAAUGGGGUGUAAUAAUUUUUACAGCAAUAGCAAAUAGGUUUCGUCUUCAUCAGUUAAGUACAGUGGAGAAGUUUGUUAUGUCUUAUGGAGGUUUACGUGGUGCCGUUGCUUUUGCUUUGGUGCUUCUUAUAGACCCAAAAAUUGUAAAGUUACAACCAAUGUUUAUGACGACUACAAUUGCCGUAGUAUAUUUUACGGUAUUUUUUCAAGGAAUAACAAUAAAACCUUUGGUUAAAAUUUUGAAUGUAAAAACUGCAGAAAAACGAAAACCAAGUAUGAAUGAAAGAAUACAUGAAAGGUUAAUGGAUCAUCUUAUGGCUGCCAUAGAGGAUAUUUUGGGACAACAUGGAAAUUAUCACAUAAGAGAUAGACUAAAUGCCGCUAGGGUCUGCGAUCCUAUAGAAACAGGCAUAAGUUUAUUCCCAAAUACAGGCGGCUCGCUCUAUGCAGCCGCUCUGCUCGAUCUGGUCAGCCGCGCGGCUCAAUUAGCCAGCGGUGCGGCUCAAGUUGGCCAGCCGUGCGGCUCAGUUUGGCCAGCCGCGCGGCUCAACUUGGCCAGCCGUGCGGCUCAGUUUGGCCAGCCGCGCGGUUUAAUUUGGUCAGCCGUGCGGCUCAAUUUGGCUCAGUUUGGCCAGCCGCGCGUCUCAGAUUGGCCAGCCGCGCGGCUCAGUUUGGCUCAAUUUGUAGACAUCGCUCAGGCGUUUACCCCAGACAAGACAAGUUUACCAGAGAAGGUCUACAGGAGCAUAAAAGUGAAGAUGCUCGACUGGCCCCUUUGCGUGGGUCUUAUUAUCGGUCCGCCAGUCCUUGCAGCUCGGAUACGAGGCUCAGCAGCCGCAAAUGAGCAGCCGCAAAUGAGCUAA